This is a messenger RNA of Anolis sagrei ordinatus, 1002 nucleotides long. The record is from RefSeq and is a predicted model, not a curated record. Lineage: Eukaryota; Metazoa; Chordata; Lepidosauria; Squamata; Anolidae.
AUGAAACGCCAAGAACAAGCAUUGUUGGGAAGGAGGUUCACGGGAUUGGUUUUGCUGAUAUGCUUGGAAGUGUUGAUGGGUACCCAACCAAGUUCCGCUAGCAGAGUAUGUGGAAGACAGGGUUUUCUGAACCGGGUCGUAGGAGGGAAGGAUUCCCAGGAUGGAGAAUGGCCUUGGCAGGUCAGCAUCAAACUGAAUGGGGAACACCACUGUGGAGGGUCCCUCAUCAGUGAUCAAUGGGUUGUCACAGCCUCACAUUGCUUUAAACUAGUUGAUUCGCCUUCUAAUUUCACAGUCCUGCUUGGAGCACUGAAACUCUUAAGCCCAGGUCCUUAUUCCACCACGACUGGGGUGAGAAACAUUGUCACCAAUCCAGAAUAUGAAGCAGGGGGUAUGAGGAGUGGAGACAUUGCCCUAGUACAACUGGAUCGACCAGUGGAAUUCUCCAGCCAUAUCACCCCCAUCUGUGUCCCUGAUGCCAAUGUCAACUUCCAACCAGGACUCAAGUGCUGGGUCACAGGCUGGGGAGAUGUGCAAGAAAGAGGAAGGCACCUCACAUCUGAUAUUCUACAAAAGCUGGAGGUUCCCAUCAUCAGCACCAACAACUGCAAUGCCCUGUACAACCAAGGUUCCAGAGAGCUUGAAGACACAAAGGAUAUUAAAAGGGACAUGAUAUGUGCUGGUUUUGCGGCUGGGAGACGAGAUGCCUGCCAGGGUGAUUCUGGAGGCCCUCUGGCCUGCCAGUUGGGAGACUGCUGGCUCCUUGCUGGCGUGGUCAGCUGGGGAGAAGGCUGUGCACAGAAGAACCGUCCAGGGGUCUAUGCCCGUGUCACCUUUUACCAAUCCUGGAUUCACAGUGUCAUACCGGAGCUAAAGUUCACAAGUAUCAGGGGCCAUUGGACAACAGUGAACAACAAAGGUGCCACCAGCAGUGCAUCAACUGGCAGUUUUAGCCUCCUCUCUGCCAUUUUUGCCACUAUAGUUUUGCUAUUAUCUUCGUAG